AUGUUGCUAUGGAACAACCUGCUAUCGGUACUCAAUGCGAUUGUGUACAAUGUCGAGAAAAUGGACAGUUUUGAGCAGGUGAGCAGCGUAGACGGUUCUGUGAUGAAACGGCGUCGUGGGAAUGUGUAUGUGUGCAUCUCGUACAGUUGUUUUGUAGAACUUUUGAAUGCUUCGAAGUAACAGGCGUCUCCGUCGAAACUAACGUGAAAAAGAAUCCUCUAAUUCAACGGCACCUUAAUAAGCUUCAUUCAAAACGAAAUAACUCUAUUGUCCUGCAGAACAGUCUCCUGGACGACGCGCUUCCGAUCAACACGACGCUUUCAAACGACUCCAGAGUUCAUCGAUACAACCACGGAACAGAAGGUGAGCGGGGGCGGCGAGACACGGAAAUAUACCGGAAUAUAUUCAAAAUACGAAUAGAUAAUGCGGAUGUCGAGUGUCGCUGAUCUUUGAGAACGAACCCGUUACACGAGGACAUCCCGUCUGAGGAGACCUUAAAAGAUCUGUGAAGCUAGUUCAAAAUAUCAUGUAAACCGUGUCUUUCAAAAAGCUUUCAAGCAAUUUUUCAACGAAAACACAAAAAUGAAAUACGUAAAAGUGGGCGAAAGUGAAAGUUCCGUAUCUUGUGGGGAGGCAAAUUUUUAUGAUCUGUUAUUAGGCAAGGACACCCGGUGGAAGAUAUCUUGAGAUAAGAGAAGGGGUAUAAAAGGAUGGGGAGGGGGCAAGGGCUUCCAUAAGGUUUCCUGUCAUGACUCACAUAAGAAGCCUCGUUCUGGCAGUCGUUAUCCUUCUGGCACGUAAGAUUUCCCCCGUCCCCCAUCGAUCUCGACUUCCUCUCUCUCUUUUCAGACAACUCGGUCGUGUCCGCAACUGACUACGGAAAUGCCUCGUCUUGUCCGAAAGCAUCCAAGUACGGAACAGGUCCCCCAGAGUCGUGCACCCAACCGACGGACCCGAACAACUUGGCGGCUUCCGAACUGGAAUCGUGGUUUACGAAGGCAAUGUUCGAAGAUCUGUUCCCAUUUGCGAAUCUGGGAUGGGGACCGUCAAGCUGCUGGCCGUACUCUUAUGAAGCUUCGUGAUUGCGGCGAGAUACUUCCCAGAGUUCGGCACUGCCAUCAAUGUGACGAAUACGGUGUACACUGCAGAAGAGAACAAGAAGAGGGACUUGGCCACUUUCUUCGCGCACGCCAUUCAAGAAACGGGGGAGAAUAACAUUGCCCUCUAUGAGUUCGUUUCAUGAUUCGCUAUUCUUCGACGGGUUUUCUGUUUUCAGCACUCUUGCCGAUCAGGAUGCAUCCAACUGCUUCUACCGCGGCGGAUUCUACAAUUGGUUCGAAGGAGGCCCGACCAGCAGUUUCCUCGACCCCAAGACCCCUGGAUACACCCCAUCCGAUGGAAACUCUUGUGCCUCUGCCGGCCAGUAUUGUUCCGCCUCCUCUCAAAUCACUUACUUCUACCCAUGCUCCAACGCAACAGUCGAUAACACGGCUGCUCCGUACAGAGGAUGCUACUUCGGACGAGGAGCCAUUCAAAUCUCCUACAACUACAAUUACGGACAGUUCCAGGAUUGGCUGAAGUCGGUCAACAUCACUGUCGAUCUUCUGAAUGAGCCGAAUCUUGUGAUGACCAAGAUGGACCCGCCGCUCGCUAUCAUGGCUUCCCUCUGGUUCUACAUGACCCCACAGCCUCCGAAGCCAGCUAUGCACGACAUUAUCAUGGGCAACUGGAACAGUGGAUCCAAAAACGAAGCCGCCGGAUACACGGGACCGAUCUUCGGACCCACAUCUUUGAUCAUCAACAACGAGUGCUCCGGAGAAGACGCAACGAAUCCUGGAGGACCAGGAGAAUCAAGAAGAAUCAAGGCUUUCAAGUGGUUCUGCGGAUACUUCGAUGCUCCAGUCGGCGCCGAUGAGACCCUCUCUUGCAAAAGUAGGAGUUCACACUUCAGAUAACUCCCAAUAUCCAUUUCUAGACAUGCCGGUACCGCUCGAUCAAAUCUUCUACAAUCUCAGCUACCAACCGGAUUGGACCUCCACCUGGAAAGAGGUUCCUUGCACAUGUGCUCCCGCCAGCUACGGAGGACUCAUCUACUACUACGACCCCGACUAUUAUCCGGCCAAGUUCGCCGAUCAGAACGAGUACAAUCGUUUGAAGUGCAUCGCAAGUGUCUACGCGAACCCGUCCAUGUACUCCAUGGAUAACUCCUCGUCGCCGUGCCUCAACUACUGA
Molecule: messenger RNA, 2232 nt
Organism: Caenorhabditis sp. 36 PRJEB53466
Lineage: Eukaryota; Metazoa; Nematoda; Chromadorea; Rhabditida; Rhabditidae
Source: the annotation of a GenBank genome assembly